GGCGAGUCCCAGCGCCGGCUCUGAGGGUCGGCUUCCUCUCCCCCUCCCGCGAGGGCGGGGUGGUGCGUUCCGAGUUCCCAGGAGUUCGAGGCGGGCGGGUGCCGGGGGGAGGGGAGUGGCGGCGGCGGCAGCAGCAGCGGCGGGCGGCUCCCGCUUGAGAACCUCGGCAGUGGCGUCGGCGACGGCGGAGUGGAGGCAGCCGCGAGCGCCCGGCUGAGUGUCACCCGGCGGCGACGGCGCAGGAGCUGGGAGUUCGGGACGCGCGCGCCGGACCUUCCGCCGCCGCGGCUGCUGCUGCUGCCGCCGCCCAGAGCCUGAAGCGCCGGGGCUAGGGAAGCCGGGGGGCGGGCGGGCCAGCGAGCGGGCCGGGGGGAGGGUGGGGGAUGGCGCGGACCCCAGGGCCGGCCCCGCUGUGUCCCGGAGGCGGCAAAGCACAACUUUCCUCCGCUUCUCCCCCCGGGGCCGGGCUCCUGCUGCCGCCCCCGACGCCGCCGCCGCUGCUGCUGCUGCUCUUUCCGCUGCUGCUCUUCUCCCGGCUCUGUGGUGCCUUAGCUGGACCAAUUAUUGUGGAGCCACAUGUCACAGCAGUAUGGGGAAAGAAUGUUUCAUUGAAGUGUUUAAUUGAAGUGAAUGAAACCAUAACACAAAUUUCAUGGGAGAAAAUACAUGGCAAAAGUUCACAGACUAUUGCAGUUCAUCAUCCUCAAUAUGGAUUCUCUGUUCAAGGAGAGUAUCAGGGAAGAGUCUUGUUUAAAAACUAUUCACUUAAUGAUGCAACAAUUACUCUACAUAACAUAGGAUUCUCUGAUUCUGGAAAAUACAUAUGCAAAGCUGUUACUUUCCCACUUGGAAAUGCGCAGUCCUCCACAACUGUAACUGUGCUAGUUGAACCCACUGUGAGCCUGUUAAAAGGGCCUGAUUCUUUAAUUGAUGGAGGAAACGAAACAGUAGCAGCCAUUUGUAUUGCAGCCACUGGAAAACCAGUAGCACAUAUUGACUGGGAAGGAGAUCUUGGUGAAAUGGAAUCCACCACCACUUCUUUUCCAAAUGAAACAGCAACAAUUGUCAGCCAUUACAAGCUGUUUCCAACUAGAUUUGCUAGAGGAAGGCGAAUUACUUGUGUUGUGAAACAUCCAGCCUUGGAGAAGGAUAUCCGAUACUCUUUCAUAUUAGAUAUACAGUAUGCUCCUGAAGUUUCAGUAACAGGGUAUGAUGGAAAUUGGUUUGUAGGAAGAAAAGGUGUUAAUCUGAAGUGUAAUGCUGAUGCAAAUCCACCACCCUUCAAAUCUGUGUGGAGCAGGUUAGAUGGACAGUGGCCUGAUGGUUUAUUGGCUUCAGACAACACUCUUCAUUUUGUCCAUCCACUGACUUUCAAUUAUUCUGGUGUUUAUGUUUGUAAAGUGACCAAUUCACUUGGUCAAAGAAGUGAUCAAAAGAUCAUCUACAUUUCCGAUGUUCCAUUUAAGCAGACCUCUUCUAUAGCAGUUGCUGGAGCUGUAAUUGGAGCUGUUCUUGCCCUUUUUAUCAUUGCGAUCUUUAUGACUGUGCUGCUGACUCCAAGGAAAAAGAGACCAUCCUAUCUUGACAAAGUGAUUGACCUUCCACCCACACAUAAGCCACCUCCUAUGUAUGAAGAACGAUCUCCCCCUUUGCCUCAGAAAACCCUCCUAUAUCAGACUGAACACUUGCCUUUGCAGACUGAGUUCAAAGAAAGGGACGUUGGCAGUCUUCAGCCCUCUAAUGGACUAAAUGCCCAGAGACGUGACUAUGAAGAUGAGAUUCCAGUGGGAGAAGAAGGGAUUCAGCAGGUGUACCCCCUAUACAAUCAGAUGUGCUAUCAAGACCGGAGCCCUGGCAAACAUCAUCAAAACAAUGACCUUGAGAGAGUCUACAUCAAUCCACGAGAACAUUAUGUGUGAUUUGCCUUUUUCCAGUAGAUGUUCUAACAAAUGUUUAUUCUUAGAUUGGGGAGAGAAACUGAUUAUUUUAUUUUCUCUCAUAUAAAACAAUCUCAGUCUAAGGGUACCAGGAGUCCUGAUGAAUAACUUGGAGCCUGUAGUGAAUUUCUUUCCUUUGUUAAGGAUUUUUCAACCACCAGCUGUGUUUGUGAACUUGACUAUAGCUUUGUGUGUUUCAGUGACGAUGGUGUUUAACUACUAACAUUUGGCCUACAAUGCCAUGUUCAUUUAAAAGUACAGCAUCUGUCUGUAAUGACUGCAAUGAUUCUCUGGAAAAAAAAAGGCCCCAGCUGUAGUAUUAACCUCAGUGGGUCUUGGGUAGCCCAGCCUGUUCAUCUGGAAUGCAAACAGGCAGAAAAAUGAGUUCAGAAUCCAUUUCACUAAUUAAUUAGCGGGGAUUUGGAUUAUCCUGACAUGCUUAGCACAAUUACAAUACCUGUGUACAAGCAGAAGCCUAAGAAAAGAGGCGAAUUUUACCCUUUUUCUAAAACAACGACAACAAAAGGCAAUUUAAACCUGAAGCCUGUUAGUUGACUUUAAACCUUUGUGGUGUUGUAAUGUAUGUUCCUGUGGGUCACUGAGGUCCUGAGGGUUGCAUAUUUCUUGCUGUUAUGUGCCUGCAGUUGGCCAGCUGCAAGUGACAAAGGUUCUUUUGCUGCGUUGUUGUUCUCACAGUCCAUUUCUGUACUAGCCAGAUUAGCCUAUUUACCACGUAUUAAAUACUCAAGCCCUUUCUAACUGGUAUAUAUCCUUUAGCUUUGCCCUUCUUUUCUCUAAUGUGGUACAUGACAAGCUCAGCUUUCACUUCUGAAAUGUCUUUUAAAACUUUAGCUACCCUUCUGCGUUCUUCAGAGUAUUUAUUGUCCAUGUUUAAUCUACCUCUGAAAAGCCUGCUGGAAAAAUCACCGUGAAGUAACUCCUGCACUUAAAAUGGAAAUUUGGAAAACUUUUGUCUGAAAAAAGUUACUCCCAUAUGGUAUGUGUGCUAAACCCACAUGUCCUUUACACCUCGUCCUCUGCUAUAAGGAGAGUAAUGACAUGCUAAAAAGCAAAUACAGUGACUUAUAGACCAGGUAUCCUGCAACACUUGAGUGCUUGCAAAUGUCUGCUUGGAGUUUCUCAUCUCCUUUUGCCAACUUUCCAUCAGCAAGAUUGACAGUAGUAGUUACAAUAGGGUGAGCUGAGAUGGACGGAUCACAGGUACAGGUGCAAACAUCCAUCACUCUCCUCUCGUCUUCUUAAGGAAAGUGUUGUUUUACUGUGUGUUCUGGAAGGUCUGAGAUGUGUCACCAGUAUGAAAAACACUACAAACGUGUCAUAUACGAAGAAAUAGUAUAAGCACUAAACCAGAUUAAAUAGUAUACAUUUCCAACCUAAACCUUAAGUGGAGAGGGAAAUAUUAACGUAGAUAUCCAGUGAGAUACCAAAGAUGCUUCGUGAUUCAUGUGCUGGCUGUAGUUCUUCUUUGUAUGGUUGUUUCCUUUUCACUUUUCAGACAAGUUAUCCAGGUUAUUCUAUAGUAGUAAUAUGCUGGUCCCCCCGCCCCCAUUACCUGAAUGGCCAACAAUUCUGGAAGAAAGGAUGCUUAAAUUUCAACUCAGUGCUUUCACUAGAUAAUUAGCAAUUUAAAAGAGUAUAGCUGCAUAUGACCCUAAUUGCUGAAUCAUUAUGCUACCUCAGAGUUGAGUGUACUGCCCUUUGUAUCAAAGAAGAUAUUCAAGUUUAUUUUGGGAAAUAUCAUCACUGAGUUAGUAUAACAGAAGGUAGAGGAAUUCUGGCAUUUGUUUCCAGCAGGAAGAUGAUUAUGGUCAGAGCUCUCUUUAACAAGGAAGUCUUUCAUCAAUCCUGGAUGUUAUAGACUAGAGGCAAUAUGGCAGUGCAACACCAUAUUAGAAAGCUUUAGAAAUGUCUUACACGUUGGGGAUGGUUUCUCUAGGAUUCUGCUGGGAAGCCAGUUAUUAAAUUAGCUACACAAAAGCACUACACUGUGAAGCCAGGGGGAAUACAGAUGUCUUCAUUAGCACCAGAGAAAAGGAUUUGGAAGCAGUGGGUUUCAGGAGCCCUUUGGCCUCACCACAGAGACCUCCCACUAUCUACUUUUUAACAUUCUCCAUGUAGUUAUUGGGGAAAAAAUUCAGGAUAUAGACACCUCUCUUGCAGUCAGUUCAGUAUCUUCUUUACCUGUCAGCUGUUGUCAGCUAUGAUAUUUCCUUAAACUGGUGGAUGUUAUGGCUGUUGGUCUUUCACAUGCUCAUGUAAGCUCUCUAAUAGUUUAGCCUGGUGCCUCCUGGCUGUUCUCUAAAAAAAAACUGAGCUAAAUAGAAAGAAGCUUUAAAAGAGGUUUAAUCAACCAGCCCCCUCAACCAAAAAUGCCAUCCUAAAUUAGCCUGUUGAUCUCUAAAUUUGGAGCCUAGACUACUUGGCGAUGCUAUUUAAAUUUGGGAGUUAGAUUUAUAAAGGUCAGUGAGUAAGACUUAGGGAUGUAGUCCACAGUGUUAGGUACUUUUCCCAUAACUAAUUAAAUAAAACACAUUGAAACAGAAAUGGAUUUCCAGAUACUUCUCAACUUAUGGUUGUGGCUUUGCAUUUUAAGGGAGUUGUGUGUGCUCACCUUAAACACUGCCUUUAUUGCCUGUUUUUAAGCACCCCAGGCUCCAGGAAUGUGCUGUGUUGCUGCAGUAGCAGAUCACCAAGUUCUUUGCACACCACACUAAAAUAAAGCAUCUGCACCACCAUGUAUUGGCAUGACAUAUGUGAUGGGAUAAAAGCUUAAAUGGCAGUGAUAUAGUGCCUUUCUUUGAGAUGUCUUCCUAUGCCUAGCAUUCUUAUGUUUUCCAAGUUUGAAGAAUUCUAUGCUCUUUAAAACAUAUAAUAUACCUGUGCUAGGGAUCCCCAUAACAUGUACGUAAUAAGUGAUAAACAUGCACUCAGUGAGCCAACUUCCUUACUAAUUUUCUAUGGCCUUGUUUACUUAUAGGGAUAGGAAAAUGUCUUUCUUUUGUGAAUGAUUUCCGAAGUCCUCUUUCAUAGAAGUCAAAAUUUCACUGUUUUAUUUUUCAUUGUUCAGCCUUUCCCUGAACUUUGCUGAUUUCUGGUGCUGUUUGCUAGAUACCACAGAGACUUCCUUAAGUGCUUUGAUUCCCUAGAGUGUGCAGGAUAGACCAUUAUUCCAAGAAUCAAAAGAACAGGUUCUUUCUAGUCAUGGAAAAGUAGGCAAGUCUCUUUAUAUGUGUGGGGUACCAGCAUGGGGUGUCAGUUGCUCCCAUCUGUAAAGCAGAGAUGAUAAUACCUUCCCUGCCAACCUCUUGUGGUGAGAGUUAAAACAAGAUAAUAAUGAAUAGGAAAGUGUAAAUUCUCUUCAAACUGACAAAUGCCUAUGACUCUGUUAUUGUUGCAAUUGAACCUAAGCUUCCAGUGCCCUUACCAGCAUUUAAGUACUGUAGUAUCCCCAUGGAGAACUAAGUGCAGCAUGAAGAUUUUGUUUGACCUAAUUUAUGUAUAACCAAGUGCCUGUGAGGAUACCUUAUUGCAACAAACAUUUGUCCUGUAGAAGGUUUGAUACCUGAAUUGGAAAUACAUGUUGCUAUGACCAGUAGUUGCUUUUGUGUUACAGAUCACUACUGUCGACUCAUCUCCCAGAAUAUCAACCUGACUGUUGUUGGAUCCUCCUUCCAGGAGGUCCUGUGGGGCCAGACAGGCUUGUGCUCUGAUGCAGUACAAUCAUAUGUCAUACUCAUCACCAUUUAGCUGGUAUUUCUUUCUAAUUUGCUUUUAGGGAGUGGUCCUAAUGAUUUUUUGUUUUAUUUUGUUUUACACAGAGAGGAUCCAUUCAAGAAAACCUUAUGAAAUAUUUAUUAAUAUGGAAACAAGUACAUGUGCUCAUUUUGUAACUUAGUUUUUGACCUCCACAUGUUCAGAAAACUCUACUAUUAAUCAUUAUGUUAAUCAUAGUUUCAGAACAGCAACUAAAUAAUUAAAACACUCCAUCCCAGUUGAUUCGACUUUAGUGGGCUUUGCCUUAGAUUCCGUCCUCAAGUUGGUUCUUUAAUAUACUCAUUUUUUCAUUUGUUUCACCAUUAUUGAACUUCUAGGCGUGGUAACAAUUUUAUGUCCAUAGUGGACAACUGGAAAGAGGGCUAUCUUUGGUAGCAAGCCAGAAUAAAGAGUAUGAGACAGAAAUAUUAGAGUCUCCCACUGUGGCUUGGCUCUGUGUUUCUCUUUUCCUGUGCCUGACUGACAAGGAAGGACCUAGACUCUUACUUUAUUCUUGAGUAGUGUACAGACUUCAUAGAAGGACCAGCCGGGGAUUUUCAGCCCUAUCAUACUAGGCAUUAAUAUUUGUAAGCAUAUUCUAUAGACUAUGACUAAAUUAGUAUUGUGCCUCCAUGUAUUUGGGUUUCCUCCCUAAAGAAAAGUAUAAGCUGACAUAAGCCAAUUUGGGUAUUCACUGUUAGGUGGUUUUGUAGCCUUCAGUGGGUAGAACCUAACCAGGGGGUAAUUGACACUGAAUUCAGAUUUUAGAACAAGUACUGCUUCAUACAUGUUUAUGAGCAAUCAGGCGUCAGAACAGUCAUCCAACCUGUCCUGUAAGCUUGAAAAAAUCCCAACUCCUCCCUUUUAGGCAACCCAACAGUAUACUACCUACAAGAGUGAUUAGAAGUGAGUCUUGCUAUAUUCCAGCAGAUCCAUUCAGGUGAUGAUCUGAUGUAUGUAGAGAAUGAGUUAGAAAUCCUAGGUCUGUUGGGCAUCCUGGAUUCUUACACCUGUUCUUGGAAGGGCUGAGCUAAUUCACAGAUCUUUAAAGACAGUAAAUUAACCAUUGAAAAUACUCAUUCUUUAACAAUCUCUGGUAAUAGCCUGUGAGGUGACCGAUGUAAUGCUAACUGUUUCUGAAAGGUAUAUUCCUGAUUAGGAUACGUCAGAUGUCAACCAAACAUCCCCAGAGUUUGUAUUAAGGCUGAUUAACGUAUGCCAAAAUAAUGUAGAUAAACUAUAUCAAAUGUAAAAUCUUGUUAAGGACUUCUCAGUUUUCACUCUAUCCACACAGUAGGGUCGGGUAGAGCUACUUACUAUUGUGAAGUCAACAAUCUGCUGAAUAGAGUGGAACUGGCAUUUAUCCUUAGUGACAGCUUUUUCUGUAUUUCUGUAUGUGCAUAUGUUUGUGUGAGACAUGCAUCAACUUAAAAUUUGCUACUCAAAAAAAAAAAGCUGUUCACAUAUAUAAGAAACACCAUACCUGUAAGCAUCUCACUAAUGCAAGCACAUUUUAUAAUAUCUACUUUAACAUUAUCUCUGCAAAAACAUUAGAGGCAGGAAAAGACAGGCCAUAUUUAUGUUGCCAGCCUAAGUACUUAAAAUAUUUUUAUUCCUAGUCUAUUUCCAUUAUUGCAUCAGUUAUCUCCUCUAUUCAAGUUGUAGUUUGUAAAAAUUUGAAGCUAAGUAGAGUAAAGAAUGCCAAAAAUUCAAGAGACACUAUACAGCUUUUUAUUAUAUAUCAUCAAUUGGGACAAUGCCAUAAAAAUUAUAUCUAAAUCCUGGGAUAAAUGAAACUACCAAUGACAAAAACAUUUUCCAUUCUUCUUGGCUAUGAGGAAGUCCUGACUCAUCCGCCAGUGUGCUCCAGUCAGUUCUGCAGGGGCUAAGGCUAUGAUGUAUAUCAAAUGACAAACCUCCAUUCAUCCACAAGUACCACUACAUGCUUUAUUCUGUAGCUGUGAGGUUUGGAUUUAAAUGCAUAUGUUUAAGAAAAACGUAUGUUGUGAACAUUAUUGCCACGAAGGUAUAUAGCAAAGAGCAACAUCCCCAUGAGUUGAAAAUGAAUAGGAUCCUGUCCUCUGAAGUGCUCCCAUUCUACAGCUGUGUUGCUUACAGUUGCCAUUAGCACAUGACUUACACAGAACAAAUAUAUAGUUGGACCCAAGGAAAUAGACUCUCAGAUUUAAAAUUAUUGUUAUAGUUGCCAUCCCAAAUAAUCUUCAGUAGAUAUAAACACAGCUGUCUAAGAUAUUCAAUCUUUUUUCUUUUUUUUAACUUUUAUUUAAGAAAUAUAAAUUUCCAAAGUACAACUUUUAGAUUAUAGCUGCUUUUUACCCCCAUAACCUCCCUCCCACCCGCAACCCUCCCAUCUCCCGCUGCCUCUCCCAUCCCUUUCAUAUCAAGAUUCAUAAAAUACUCAAUCUUUUAAUGCAUUAAAUGUGGCAGACCAGAGUUGCCGCCUUCUGCUUUUUAUUUUUCUUUUUUCCAGCACUAGCACUUAAAGUUUCUAUAAUCAGGUCCUCUUUGGCCCAGCAGGAUCUUUGGUAUCCUGACCUAAACUGGUUGUAUUUAUUACCAUAGCUUGGGAUUUAACUGUGAAAGUCGAUUAGAGGAUACCUUAGGGAAAGCCUCCCUUUGAAUCCAGAACAUCAGAUUUGCUACACUGGCUUAGAACUCUGACCUGCCCUACUAUAGUUGUGUCUGACAGCCAUGAAGAGAUGCUUUAUGUGUCCCUCCAGAGGUUAAUUCCCCUUAAUAACUCACAGUGGAUCUCUAUAAAGCCCAGAGUGGCACAUGAUUUUCCACAUGGAUGGGCACCAUUGUUUUUCUCUUCAAUACCAUUUCCAAUAAUGACCAAUACUAUCUAAAAAUUCACCUUAGAAUAUUGAUCAAGCUGCCUUAAAUUCCUCUCUCAAGUCUUAUUGAUGGCUCAGUGUCCAUUCUAUUUUAACUUAAGACAACAGCUAUGUGUUGUAAGUGCAUCAGUUUACAUUUGCCUACACCAUGGCUCAUUUAUGUCCAUUUUUCCUCAUGGGGUCUUAGGAGAUUGUAUUGCAUAUAUUCCCUUCAAAUGAGCAUUUCAUUACCCAGAUGAGUGUCAUCUUAGGUUUCACUGUAUAAUUAAAAUUCCAAGUCCUUUGUAACAAAAAAAAUAAAUAAAUAAUUGGUGUUGCUACUGGAUCCCUGGAUUAUUCCACUUGUCCAUCCAUAAAAGUUCCUGUUUAUCCUCUUCCUUCUGUUUCUAUUUUUAAGUCAGUACUUUAAGACAUAACAUCUGCUCCAUGCUAUUCAUUCUGCAUGUGGUCGUAACCUCUCAGCUUCUUUGCGUCUCAGUUUUAUCCCUGUAAGUUAAUGCUCUCAAUCUCACAGGUUAUGGGGGUGGGGAUGGGGGGCUGGCAAGAGAUAUUUAAGGAUUGUUUUCAAGAAAAAUCACUCUUUUAAAGAGAUUUUCUAAAAGUCCCUCAGCUCAAAAAUGGGAAACUAUCGCUGUUACGUUUUUUCCUAUCCUUGUUUCGCUGUUUUGUUUUCUGCAAGGUGAUCUGUGUCUAAAAUGACUCUUUACUCAGGUUUUAACUUUUAUUCUACUAACCCUUUUCACACUGGAAUCUACAUUAUUUAUGUUCUGAACUUUUCACUUAUGGAUCCAGAAUUAAUUCUGCCACAACAAAUCCCUCACACUUUUACCCCUAUCAUUAAACCAAUUAAUGUCUCUCCCUUCCCCACCAAAAACAAAAACAAAAACAAAACAAAAAAAAACUGGCUCUUCCUACAUUUUUAUAUCUAAUGAGGUCUCUGGCCCUGGCAAGUUCUCGCCAUGUGCCUUGGUUCUCUUUGUGUAAACUGAGGUUAAUUCUGCUCUUUCACAGUACCUGGAUGUUGUGAGUCCAGACUAAUCAAUGGCGAAAACCAUCUUGCAAAUAUCCUGUAUUAUAUAAAUUGACAAUGGAUAAUCAGAGGAGUCUGAGUAGAAGUAAGUUCCUAUGUAGCCCAGUUUGGAAUACUAAUCCACCCAUGGUUUUUAAAAGAAAUCUUUUAGUCACGCUUUUUAUAGUGAAAAUCAAUUUCUAGUCAUUGAACUAUUUCUACUUUGGUGUAUAGGAAGUGGUCAAUAGUAUACUUGCUUAUGAGAAAAUACCCAAAUUGUAUUUCAGAUGUUAAACAGUUAUGUAACAUUGUAGUUGUGUAAGGAGGAGGAUUCUAGCUCACAUGUUGCAAAACACAGAAAUACAAGGAUUAGCUAUGAAUUUGAGAUUGUUUUAUAAAUAGUAGGUGUUGGUGUGGUUGCUCUAGAUAGUCUUUAUUUUUAAGUUACCAGAUUGUCUUUUAUUUUUGCAGUUUUGAACUACAUGGUUCUCUACAAGUUUUGAAUAAAGUUUUUUAUCAAUUAAA
Molecule: messenger RNA, 10103 nt
Organism: Oryctolagus cuniculus (rabbit)
Lineage: Eukaryota; Metazoa; Chordata; Mammalia; Lagomorpha; Leporidae
Gene: NECTIN3
Product: nectin cell adhesion molecule 3
Biological process (GO): heterophilic cell-cell adhesion; symbiont entry into host cell; homophilic cell-cell adhesion
Cellular component (GO): apical junction complex; adherens junction
Source: RefSeq, a predicted model, not a curated record